Olea europaea var. sylvestris is the source of this 1064-nucleotide messenger RNA. Its product is annotated as protein DOG1-like 4. The coding region runs from base 216 to 911 and encodes 231 amino acids. The record is from RefSeq and is a predicted model, not a curated record. The transcript has a single exon. Gene Ontology annotation, biological process: DNA-templated transcription. Gene Ontology annotation, molecular function: sequence-specific DNA binding. NCBI's taxonomy places the organism in Eukaryota, Viridiplantae, Streptophyta, Magnoliopsida, Lamiales, Oleaceae.
AGCCGACUAACUGGCAAAUCAAGAAGAUGAUGGAAGAAUCCCGCUUCGCUACCGAAAUAUUUUUAUAAAUCCUUACUUCUGAAGAAAAAACCCAUGCGGCGGAAUAUAUAUUUCCGUAUACAAAUUAAAAACCUUAAUCACUAAGAAAAAUUCACCCAAAAGACUAUUUAAAGCCAUGAACAGCUGACAAUUUACUCCCUCUCAGGCGCCGGAACAUGGCGGGUUCAAUUUUUAGGGCGACCUUCACUUCGUUCUUCGAAAAAUGGCUUGUUUCACAACAAACCCAUCUCGAAGAACUUCAUUUCCUUUCGGAAUCGAUCAAUAAAGAUGAAGAAGAAUGCAAAGAUUUGGUCGCAAAAGUUUUAUCCCAUUACCAAAAAUAUUACCAAGAGAAGACUGAAUUAGUCAAUUCCGAUGUCUUUUUGUGCUUUUCUCCGCCAUGGCUGAGCUCUUUCGAGCGCAGUUUGCUUUGGAUUUCUGGGUUCAAACCAUCUAUGGUUUUCCCGCUGGUGAAGAACUCAGUGGGAGAAUUUUUAUCAGAAGAACAAUCCCACAGGAUUGAAUUGGCGAGGGCUGAAAUUAGAAGAGGAGAAAGAGACAUCGAACAAGCACUGGCGAGAAUUCAAGAGAGUUUGGCUGAACCACCAAUUUUUUAUCUGAUGAAGAAAAUGGGAAAAUUGGUGGACGGUGAGGUAACUGAGUUUGAUACAGCAAUGGAUGAUUUGAAGAAAUCAAUGGCUGUCAUUAUAAGUGAUGCUGACGAUCUUCGUGCAUCAACGGUGAGGAAGAUCGUGGAGAUUCUGAGCCCAGUGCAGAGUGUCAAGUUCUUAGCUACUGCUGCUGAGUUUCAACUUCAAUCAAGAAAAUUGGGUUUGCAGAAGGAAUCAACGGUUGCAAAUCAAUCUGCAUGAUCACGAAUAUUUUCUGUUGUAUGUUAGUAUUUGAUCAUGUUUAAUUUCUACUGAAUAUGGCUUCAAUUAAGGAAAUUGGGAAAACUUGGGGCCUUUUCUCUGCUUUCUGAAGUCGUUAAAGUAAUAAAAUGGUUUAAUUUUGCUUUUCAUUAA